AUGGACUCCGGGGUGUGGCCGGAACGACGUAGUUUCAAUGACGAGGGCAUGAGGCCAAUCCCGUCCAGGUGGAAAGGCAAGUGCGACGGAGGGGAGUCCUUCCCCGACACACUUUGCAACAAGAAGCUCAUCGGAGCGAGAUUCUUCGACGGCGGCCAUGAGGCGCGUUUCGGCAAACAGCACACGGGGAAGCAGACGGCGAGAGACGCUUUCGGUCAUGGCACCCACACAGCCUCGCUCGCCGCCGGACGACGAGUUGAGAACGCCUCUUUUCUCGGCUAUGCUUACGGCGCCUCCUCCGGCAUCGUGCCGAAGGCAAGGCUCGCCAUCUACAAGAUCUGCUGCGAUGAUCAGGAAGGCUGCUACGAUUCCGACAUUUUAGCCUGCAUAGACGCCGCCGUUGACGACGGCAUCGACGGGAUAUCGAUCUCUCUCGGUCUGCCCUUUCCAGUCCCACUCCCAUACGAUAUCGACCCGAUUGCGAUCGGUGCAUUUGGGGUUAUUCGAAAAGGUGUCGUGUUCUCAGCCGCGGCUGGGAAUUCUGGCACGUACAAGAAACCGGUUUCCAACGCCGCACCAUGGAUAACAACAGUCGGUGCAAGCACACUCGAUAGGACGUUCCCGGCGGAUAUAGUGCUCGGAGAUGGACGCGUCAUCACCGGAUCGUCGCUCUACGACGGUAAACACUUCUCCGCGGGUGAGUACUUUCCGUUGAUUUACGCGGGAAAUGCAACCAAGCACGGUUCGAUGGGUACUUGCCUGCCGGAGACUCUCGAUCCCGAGCUCGUGAAGGAAAUGUAUCAAGGUUCCCACAAAGGAAUUGUGGUGAAAGAGGCUGGUGGAGUUGGAGUUAUUACGACCAACGUGGCAUCACGAGGAGAGGCUUUAACGGCCAAGCCUAUCUUACACCCGGGAUUUCCAUAA
Molecule: messenger RNA, 924 nt
Organism: Morus notabilis
Lineage: Eukaryota; Viridiplantae; Streptophyta; Magnoliopsida; Rosales; Moraceae
Product: subtilisin-like protease SBT1.5
Exons: 1
Coding region: 1-924 (307 amino acids)
Biological process (GO): proteolysis
Molecular function (GO): serine-type endopeptidase activity
Source: RefSeq, a predicted model, not a curated record